AUGGCCUCGUCAAACACAAGAGGCAGUCCAGCCAUGUCGCACUCGAGCACUGGCACAAAGUCGCCCGCAGCGCAAAAUUCCACACUACCCCUGGACUCGUCGCGCUACACCUCGGCCAUGACAGACUCGGACCAACCCAUCGAGCUCUCCGGCCCCGAUCACAAGCCCGCAUUCCCACCAAAAUACACAAAACGACCCCCUUCCUAUCCAAAUUCCGGCUCGCAACCUCCGUCAACCGAGACCUAUCAAAGUCGGGACGUCGGGACGGGCCGCUUGUACUAUCACAACCAAGGACCCGAUGAUCAUCGCCCGCCCGCCCAGCAGCAGCUCUACACGCAACCCCAACAAGACUAUUACCGCGCACAACCACCCCGACAACCCGUGCAACCUGUGCAGCACCAGCCGGCGCAUUAUCCAGUGCAGGAUCAAUACUAUCAUGGAGGACAAGCUCCCCAGGCUGCGGUGCCGAGGACGGAUGAAUACUAUCAUGUCCCGUCUCACGGCCAUGUACAGGCCCCGCCACAGCAAUACUACCAAGAGCGGGCGCAGGGGGAAUACUAUCAGCCGCGACAGUCGCUUGAUCAGCAGCAGUAUUACCAUGCGCAUGCGCGACAAGCACCGCAGGGAGGUGCGCAGAUUAAGGUCGAGCCUGAUGCUAUUGAUCAGUUGAUAUCUCGGGCGACGCCGGAGAGACAGAAUGUUGGGAAGGGUAGUCGGGGUUGA
Molecule: messenger RNA, 723 nt
Organism: Penicillium cataractarum
Lineage: Eukaryota; Fungi; Ascomycota; Eurotiomycetes; Eurotiales; Aspergillaceae
Exons: 1
Coding region: 1-723 (240 amino acids)
Source: RefSeq, a predicted model, not a curated record